Messenger RNA from Dibothriocephalus latus, 570 nucleotides. The record is from the annotation of a GenBank genome assembly. Lineage: Eukaryota; Metazoa; Platyhelminthes; Cestoda; Diphyllobothriidea; Diphyllobothriidae.
ACACGCCUGCGUGUUUUCCAGAAGUCCUCUGCCUCCUCAGACGCCCUGCUGGUCCUGUCAGUCGACGAGGUGGGAGCUGACAUUGCAUUGAGGAGAUGGGAUCAGGAAAUAAAGCAGUGUUGUUUGUUCGCCGCUGAGCAAAUUACUGUUAUUAUUGCUGAUGAUGGUGGUGUUGGUGAUUCUUCACUUUAUCCCCCAUCUUCCUUUACCCCACAAAAGGCUCACGUGAACAGCAUCAAAAUCGUGGUUCCACGUUUCCACGAGCGCGACAGCAAAGAACCGGUCUGCCUGGCGGAGACGAGCCAGAAGACACGGGCCAAUAACCUCUUUUCCCUGCGCCUUCUCAUUGUGGACAAGGUGGCGCCGAACUUCCUCACCGAGUACGAACACACGCGACACCAUCUCACUUGCGAAUUCAAGACCCUAAAGGUGCGUGCGGUGUUCUCCUCCUGCAUUUUUGAUGACUUCCUGAUACACCUCUCCUCUCUUUCCCAUAUUUCCUCACCCGCGCACUCCGCUACUAUCUUCUCGGGUAGUGGCGCAGAUCAUUUUAAAGUUGGAACGAAGUAG